Molecule: messenger RNA, 8570 nt
Organism: Phasianus colchicus (ring-necked pheasant)
Lineage: Eukaryota; Metazoa; Chordata; Aves; Galliformes; Phasianidae
Gene: RIPOR1
Product: RHO family interacting cell polarization regulator 1
Cellular component (GO): cytoplasm
Source: RefSeq, a predicted model, not a curated record
GCUCUGCGGGGUCAGCCUUUGGGGCGCGGUGGGGGGUGACGCUGGGGCUCUCCAUCCUCUUAUCCGGACGGGAGAGCGGGGCGAGGGCGGGCGGGGACCCCGCUGCCACCUCGGGGACGCGGGGACGCCGGAGCUCGGGCAGAGGGGCUGAGAUCCCGUCCUGCCCCGUGGGGACGGGGGGUGACGGCCAUGUCUGAGGGCUGCCGCCUCGUCCUCCUCCUCCUCCUCGCUGCGGAGGGAGGAAUGCUCGGAGGAAUUAAUGAGACAGAUCUGGCUUUGUUGCCGGCCCCAUCCUCCUAUCUCCCGGCCCUGCCAAGAAAUCCUUCGGGAAGCAGAGUGCCGUUAACCCCUUCCCCGCUGCGCCGCGGGGCUUUGCUGCGCCCAGAUCUGGGAUCCAUUUAUGGCACCUCUAAGAGGAGCGGGCGGCUUCACCCCUCAUCCUGGCCGUGGUGACCGGAGCGGGGCUCUGCCGUGUCCCCCCGUGGGGCCGGGGGGUGACGUGUGGCUCUGGGCUCCUUUUGGGGUGCCCCCCAGAGACCCUCACGUAGGGCGGAGGCUGUGACCCCGGUGGCUUUGGGUUUGGGGCCGCCGUUUGGGGCCCUGCGUCACUGCUGUGGUGGGGCUGUGGGGCCUCUGCUUUGCGGGGCUGUAGGGCCGCUCCCACCGGCCGGCCCCAGGCCCUGCGCUUAGGGCUAUUUAUAGGGCCGCCGCUUAUAUCUGUGCUAUUUCUGCCCUGCUUGGGGAUGGCGCAAGGAAGUGACGAGACGGCUCCAGCCCAACCCAACGGGGACGACUUUGUCACCCUCACUGUCACCUCCGACCCUAUGCACGCUUAUUUGGGUGCCGUGGGCUCCUGCCCCGGUCCCUUGUCUGGGGCUGCGUGAGGAGGAGGGGUGACAUAGCUCCUCCAUCACCUUUGUCUCAUUGGUGCCGCUGUCACUGGAGGGGGCACGGGGAUGGUGGCAUCGCGGGUGGCCUCUGUGGCGCAUCACUGCUGGGGACAGCAGUGCAGGGACAUCUCCGGUGCUCAGUGCCUCUGGGACCUGGGAUCUCCAGGACGUUUGUCCUGCCUCCAGCUUCUGCCAGUCCAGCCACACUGGGAUGCACCGGUUGGGCUGCGGGAGGCUCAGACCCAGCAGGGAAGCAGAUGAUGGGGACAGCAUGUAGAUGGGAUGGGACACCACAUAGAUGGGAUGGGACACCACGUAGAUGGGAUGGGACACCACAUAGAUGGGAUGGGACAUCACUUAGACGGGAUGGGACACCACGUAGAUGGGAUGGGACAUCACCUGGAUGGGAUGGGACACCACCUGGAUGGGAUGGGACACCACCUGGAUGGGAUGGGACACCACAUAGACGGGAUGGGACACCACAUAGAUGGGAUGGGACACCACGCAGAUGGGAUGGGACAUCACAUAGACGGGAUGGGACAUCACCUGGAUGGCAUGCCAUACCCACAUCCCCCAGAGGCUUUUGGCAGCCUCUCAUUGCGCAGUGCCCUCGCUGCCCACCACCAGGCAGUCCUCGUUAAGCUUUAAUGAGGACAAAUGAGCUGGCAUGGGCCGUGGCUGCAGGCGCGCUGCCUGGGCGUGUGCCGGGCAGCAGCUUGGGGAGGCAGCCAGCGGGAUGUCAGCAUGGCAGUGCCAGCACUGGGAGCUCAGCAGUUCCGUUGGGAUGAAGGAAAAAGGCGAUGUCACCGUGCUGGGCAGCUGGCUCUGCUCCCUGCUGGUGUCAUCGGGGUGGGGGGUGACACGGCACUCCUGCUGCCAGCUCCCUGCCGUGGUGCAGUGAGCAGCAGGAUGUUGUCCCCGGGUUGGUGAUGGGGGAAUGCUGCCCAGUGCCACCUCCUUGCGGCACAGUGGGGUGGCAGGGUGCACCAGUGACAUCUUGGGGUUGUAACGGCCCUCCAAGGCUCUGCCUCGGUGCUUUUCUUCCUGAACCUUGCCUGACCUCCCUCUAAAAGCAGCAGCAAACAGGAAGGGAGCCGGGAGGGAGGCGUCUUUUCCUGCAGCACUGACGGCAGCCCUUCCCAGCUGGGAUGGGGCUGUGCUGCUCCAGCCUCCUCCUUGGGAGCCAUGGCUAUGGUCAGACAAAGGGCAGGACCCGAAGUUCACAUCUGUGCUGCAGAUGGGCCACGGGGUCCCAUGGCUCUGCAGGGACUGGGACGUGGGUUCACGCUGCCCUCAUUGCUCUGCAAAGGGUUUUUCCCUGUCAUUGUACCUCAUCCAGCCCCUCAGGAUGUGGAAACACGUGGGCUACCCUCACGCCCCGCUGGUUUUAAUGCCAAAUUCCUAUGGGGCCUGAGGAACAUGGUGCUGUUCCAGAUGCCAGUGCCGUGCCCUUGGGUUCCCACGUGGAAAUGGCACCCAAGCAGCCAUCCAGCACCCUACACAGAGCCUCAGCUGAAGGCGGCUUCCUCACAGCGCAGGCUAGCAAACUCAGGGCUGGCAAAUCCUCUGCUAGUGGGAGUUCAAAACUCAACUAAAUUAAAAUAAAGCCGCCCAGAAGAGAGCAGCAGCGACGUGAGUUCUGGUCAGUUGUGUCAUGCUUAUCAAAGGGGCCCCUUCCCUGCACAGGGGACGGAUAGAUGGAUGGACGGACGGACGGACGUCCUCCCUUCCCCGGCCCUUGAGGCACGCAGUGGGGCAGUGCCGUCAGCCCAUGGGCAGGGGAAGCGUGGGAGGGGACAGCCAGCACCAAACCCUCAGUCCCGGCAGUCCUGCAGCAUGAGAGCCUGCUGGGCUCCUCCGCUCCCCGCUGCACCCCGCCAUGAACGACAAGCAGAGAGGGAGGCCCUCCAGGUCACACUCAACGAUGUCGCUGUCUGUGCGGCCGCAGCGCCGAGUCCUCGUCGCCAAGAUCAAUAGGAGCCAGUCGUUUGCCGGGGUGAACUCGACAGCAGAGCGGCCCUUCAGCAGGAACCUCUCGCCCUUCACGCCCACCGUCUCCCGCAAGACUGGCUCCAGGGUCAGUAGGAUGUUCUCAAUGUCCCACAAAUCCCCACCACCCAAGGUGCCUCAGCCCAAUCGCCUAGAUGAGGUGUACGAAGCGCUCAAGAAAGGUCUGACGGCCUACCUGGAGGUCCACCAGUUGGAACUGGAGAAGCUCAGCACCCAGAUCCGUGAGUCCAAGAGGAAUUCGCGCCUGGGCUUUCUCUACGAUCUGGAUAAGCAAGUGAAGUCAAUCGAGCGCUUCCUGCGUCGCCUGGAGUUUCAUGCUAGCAAGAUCGACGAGCUGUAUGAAGCCUACUGCAUCCAGCGGCGGCUCCGCGAUGGGGCCCACAACAUGGUCAAAGCCUACAGCACGGGCUCACCGGGCAGCCGAGAGGCACGUGAGAGCCUGGCUGAGGCCAGCAAGGGCUACAAGGAGUACACGGAGAACAUGUGCCUGCUGGAGAAUGAGCUGGAGAGCCAGCUGGGAGAGUUCCAUGUCCGGAUGAAAGGGCUGGCAGGUUUCGCCCGGCUCUGCGCUGGUGACCAGUAUGAGAUCUUCAUGAAGUACGGGCGGCAGCGGUGGAAGCUGCGGGGACGCAUCGAGGUGAACAGCAAGCAGGUGUGGGACAGCGAGGAGAUGGUUUUCUUGCCUCUCAUCACCGAGUUCCUCUCCAUCAAGGUGACGGAGUUAAAGAGCCUGGCCAACCACGUGGUGGUGGGCAACGUGUCCUGUGAGACCAAGGACCUCUUUGCAGCUCUCCCCCAGGUGGUGGCGGUGGAUAUCAAUGACUUGGGUACCCUCAAACUCAGCCUGGAGGUGACCUGGAACCCCUUCGACAAGGAUGACCAGCCCUCGGCAGCCAGCACCGUCAACAAGGCCUCCACGGUGAACAAACGCUUCUCCACCUACAACCAGAGCCCACCUGAUACGCCGUCCCUGCGGGAGCAGGCUUUCUAUAACAUGCUGCGGCGUCAGGAGGAGCUGGAGAACGGCACAGCUUGGUCCAUCUCCUCUGAGUCGUCAGAUGACUCCUCCAGCCCCCAGUUGUCCAGCAGCACUCGCCACGCCGCCCACAAGCCCAUCGUGCAGCCCGAGGUGCAGGCCUCGGCCCCUGCCAUCGAGAUCUCCUUUUCACAGCAGCAGGAGGAGACUGGGGCUGGCGGUGGCAUCCCCAUUGGGACAGAUCUGCCCGGGCCCCCAGAGGAGCAGGAUGGCUGCAAGAAGGAUGCUGUGGCCAAUGGGCAUGUGCCCUACACCCGGACUCUCAGCCACAUCAGUGAAGCCAGCGUGGAUGCGAGCAUGGAGGCCAAGGCUAUGGAGAGCCCAUGGGAGCCCUCUCCCAGCCUGGAGGAACACGAUGCAGACAAGCUGGACGAUGACUCCCUCCCUGGUGCCUCGAAUUCGGUGCCAGAGACCUGGGCAGGAAAAGACAGCGGCCCUGAGGCCAAACCACGUGCCAUGGUGGCAUGGGCUGAAACCUGUGAGGUGGAAGCUGAGCCAGCAGCAAGCCCAGCACCAGCGCAGGACGUUUGUGGAAGUGAAGCCCCCACGCCGGCCGUGGUGUUGGCACAGGCCCCCGCAGAGGAGGGACCCGUCCCAGCCCCACACUUGGCCACCAGCCCCCCAGCGGUCCCAAGGGUGAAGGCCGUGGACUCAGGGCUGGAGGAGGCCAUCAGCCUCCUGGCCUCAGCCCUGGAUGACUAUCGGGGACAGUUCCCAGAGCUGCAGCCCCUGGAACGGGAGCUCAAACAUCUGGAGGAGAUCCUGCUGCACAAGCAGGGUGUGUUCCUCAGCCGGGCCUCCAGCAUCAGCCUCACAGUGGAGCAUGCUCUGGAGAGCUUCAGCUUCCUCAACACCUCUGACAUGGAGGACUCGGAGGGCUCAGAGGAAGAGGCUCUGCAGGAUGAGAGGAGGGCCAGCAGAGCGCGGCGUGCAAGCAGGGCUCCCAGUGCUGGUGAGGUGGGAGCAGAUGAUACUGGAACGUGCAGCGGCUCUGAGGGCAGUGCAGACCCCAUGAGCACCAGCAAUGAGUUCCUGGAUAAGGCCCUGGUGCUCCACCUCCACAACUGCAACCGCCUGCUGCUGAACCUGGGCACCUUUGGGCCUCUGAGGUGCCGGGAGAUGUUUGCCCUGGACAGGCUGCUGCGGGAGGCACAGGUGCUGGAGAUCGUGUGCCAACUGAUGGAGGAGCGGUCGGAAGCAGCGGGCUCUGCUGCCGGAGUGGUGCAGUUCUCAACGCGGAAAGAAGGGGUGCUGCCCCUCUGGGACCACUGCGUGGAGCUGCCCAACAUCUACACCUGCCCUGUGGAGCGGUUCCUGCAGGUGCUCAGUGCGCAGUAUGCAGCACCCAUCAGUGAGCGGCACCCAGGACUGGCAGAUGCAGUAUGUGUGAAGCUGGUGGAAGAUGUGCUGAACCGGCGGCUGCCACGGCGACCUGGUGGCACCCAGGGUGAGCAGGUCACCAUCUUCCAGUACUGGAGCCACUUUGAGUCCCUCGGUGCCCUGGUGCUCGACAACUACGUGAUGGAGCUGGCAGAGGAAGUGCUGCUGGCACAGAACCUCAACUCAGAUGACCAGGACGUGGUGCUGCGGGCACUGAAGCGUGUGCCUGAGGGCCGCCUGAAGAAGGAAGGGCUGAAGGCGCUCAGCUUGCUGCUCGUGGAAGGAAACAGCAAAGUGGUGAGCGCCGUGUCGGCGCAGCUCCGCAGCCUGGCGGAAAACCCCCGCUUCCGCCAACGGGCCCUCGUGUGCUUCCUGGGACAGCUGGAGGAUGAGGAGGUGCAGAUACGUGUGGCCGGCUGCGUGGCGCUGGGCUGCCUCAAGGCCAAGGAGAGCAUUGAGCAGCUGGUCUACCUGUGCCAAACCGACAAGGAGCCUGUGCGGGAGGCAGCCAAGCAGAGCCUGAUGCUGUGUGGGGAAGACGGCAAAUCAGCACACCGGCGACUGGAGGAGACCCUGGACAGCCUCCCACGGAUUUUCGCACCAGCCAGCAUGGCCAGCACAGCUUUCUGAGAUGCCACAUAGAGCCACCCGCCAUCCCUUGAGGACGAAGGCACUGCUGGGCUGCACUUGGGCUCGCAAAGACUGGGCCCAGCUGACGGCCCUGCUCACAGCAGCACUGCAGCAUCACCCCCGCCGGCAGCUCGCCACGGCCGCACACUGCCUUACGGAGCACCGCUUCCCCUGCCCCAAACACCAGCCGUGCAGGGUGCCACACGUGCACCCCUGGGCGAGGAGGGGCUCGCUGCACACCCCACCCUUCGACUGCUAUUGAAAACACACAGGGAACCCACCCUUCGUGCUACAGCUGCUGGGAUUGGAGCGGCAGGGAGACGCACCGGAUUCCUCUGCCACUUGCCUUCCCGUUGCUUGGGGCCACGUGCCCUUUCCUGGAAGGACUCACACUCUGGAAGCGAUGCUGUUUCUUUCCAGAAGUCACCUGGGCUGGGAGGGAACCGCUGCCCUUUUGCCACCUGGAAGUCCAUAGGACUUAAAUAAAAUGAGAUAUGAGAUAUAUUAAUAUAUUCUGCUGGCGUUUCUUCUUUCCAGCUCUGCAUGCUCCUGUCCCUCCCGGCGGUGGAACACAGUGAGGCACAGCCCCAGCCCAAAGCCCUUCCCCUCUGCUGGGGAGGGCAGGGCAGGAGGAGUGACAGAGGGACGGACAGAUGGACACUGCCACCCUUUCCUUUCGUUAUUGUUUGUUUUAUUUUAUUUUUUAUUUACAAAUUUUUUUUGCAGAAAAAAGCACCAAGUUCUUUUCUAUGAUGUCUCUAUAAAUCUAUAUAUAAUGUAAUUACAGAGAAUGACUAAUUUUGAUUUUAAACCAGAAAUAAAAGCAAACCUUUAAUGAGCGUUGGUGUUGCUGUGUGGGUGUUUGGCCCCUGUGCCAAGGGGCAGGGAUCUACGGCCUGGGGAUGGCUCUCUGGAUGGACACAGCUGGCUGUUUCUCAGGUGAGGAUCAACCUUCCGGUCUUACCAACAGUAUAGCAGGCAUCUCUUUUAGCAGAGCAAGGAGUCUUCAGUUUCUCUGAGCUAUGUGAGGGUUACCAAGAUGCUGCAGAGCAUGGGAAGCCUCACCGAGGUGCCACACUGCAGUGGGCAGAGCAGGGUCACAGCUGAGCUGCGCUCAGACCUGGGAAGGGACAUGGCCUUCUGUUCCUCCCUAUUCACAUGGAGUUAGCUUGAGCAGGCUGCUCAGGACCACAUCAUGUCAGGUUUUGACUGCUGCUGUGGAUGGAGAUGCCAGAACACUUCUGUGCCACCUUUCUAGUAGUCAGCCACUCUCACACAAAAAGCAUUUCUUUAAUUUAAAUGGAAUUUUUGUGUUUUGUUAUCAGUAUUUUCAUCCUGUCACAGGGCAACACUGAGGAGCAUCUGCCUGUCUUCUUUACCCACCACCAAGCAUUGAGAGAUGUGGAUAAGAACAACUCCAAGCCUUCAUUCUUCCAGGCUCUUUUUUUAUAUGGCAGAUGCUUCAAUCUUUCAACCAUCUUAGCAGCCCUCACAGUUCUGAGGGGGGAGUAGGUUAAAGCAGCAAAAUGCCCCAACAGCCAGCAGAGGCAAAGACCCCUGGGGUCAGCUCCAGCAGUACCUCACUGGGUUUCUCAGCAAAGUCCAGCAGUUUACAGCCUCCAGGACCUCUUAUCCUUACUAAAACUCCUUUGCCAGGCUGCCUUGGACUCUGUGUUCUUAUCCUGCUGGCUCUGCCUGCCCGCUCUGCCCUUGCAGGGAACCCAGAUGUCCCAGGGAGCUCAGGCUCUUGGGUUGUUCUGUUUUGGUAGCGAGCUGCUAGUGGAGGUGCAUCAUAAGAGCCUGCAAAAGGGAUGACAGCAUGCCAUGGUGCACAGGGUGUCCCAAGUGGGACAUGUGCUUCCUAUAAGUGGUUGGGAAGCACCAUGUCAGCAGCAAGGGCACUCAGGCAUCUCUCAUACUGGGGUGUGCUUUAGUACCAUAAGCCUGCAAAGUCAGGAGGAGGCUGGAGGCAGCUCUGGUCAGCUCUCUGCCACCCAGGUCUGUGCUGGAUAUCUGGGACACAGUAGCAUCAAGCAGACGCAGCACCACCUCAGCAAGCCUGACAUCUGUCAGGGUGCUGCCUUCAGAGCAACCACUUUUGGAUGUGGCUUUAUCUGCAGACAGGAUUGCAGGAAAGGUACAGGCAGGAGAUGCUUUGCUCCAUCACUGCUAGCUUAGCAUUAUUCCACACACUUGGGGGUUGGACAAGCCUCGGGCCAAAAGCACAGUAUUUCUCCCAAAGCUCUGAACCAUGCUCUCAGCUGCAGGCAGCAGGAGUGAGGAUAGGGGUCCUCACAACAUGCUGCAGUUGGGAAAUAGCCUGUGGACAGAAAGACCUUGAAGGUAUUAAGUGGCCCAGACUUCUAUGUUUGGUGUCAUUUCUUUUUCCCCCAACUAACCCCUGGAAAUACGAACAGUUCAGUGCUCCAGCAGCCUAUGUGGGUGUUCUCCUUGCUCUGCCAAAGCCUGGCCCCAUCCCUGCAGCAGAAUACCAUCCUCCAGGAUAAGCUGCACCUUGGCUGCAGAGAUUGGAGCAGGAAAACAGCCUUCUGUCAGGGCAGGCAGGGUGCUGCACGUCAGUACAAAAUGACUCUGCUCCUGGAAGUCCUAGGAAUAAUCUCACU